AACAUCAGUUCACAACGUGCGUUCGACCGUUUCGUUUGAUUUUUCUGGCGUCUUUUGUAAUUUCGUUAUCGUCUUCACGUUUAGACACUUAUAACGGUUUUUUUUUUUCAAAAUUUAUACUCGUACCGCUGGCCAUCGAUACGGUAUUGAUAUCGCCGACGGUUUGUUUGUCUUAACUCAUAGACCAGCCACUGGAUGCUUUCAAAUUAUUCAUAUACGUGAACGCUGCACGUGUCCGGAGACCGGAACCCUCACAGCCCACACGGGCUACGAGUUGUGUUAUUUUCAAAAGAUAUUCUUUCCACCCUGCAGUGUGAUUCGGAAUUUUAUUGAACGCUGUCUUUACGUAAUGGUGCGUUACGGUAACAUGACUGAAAAUAUUAUUUUACAAUAGAGAUCAAAGUCUUGAAAUACAGAACACACAAUAUGAUGACAAUUGGAAUUUUAACGAUCAUUGUUUUUGGCGUGUCCGUCAUCGUCACGGAUGGGACGAAAUGCGUCAAAUCGAAAGACGCGAAAGGGUGGUACGUCAACUGUGCCUAUCAAGAACUUACAUCAGUACCCAACGACGAAUUGGAAGACGUCGAGACGUUUAACCUGGAGCACAACUACAUCGGCAAGUUGCUCAACAACAGUUUCGCCCCGUACCCGAACAUCAAGCAUCUGAGACUGGCGUUCAACCAGGUGCACACCAUCGAUCCCGUGGCGCUGGCGUCGCUCAGCGAGCUGGACUAUCUGGACCUGACGCAAAACGCCGUCAAGGCGGUGCCGGCCGGACUGCCCAAAUCGCUGACCCACCUUAACCUGAACGCGAACCCGGUGGAGGACGUGCGGCAGCUGGUGUCCGCCGUCGGACUGCGAACGCUGCAGCUCAGGGGCUGCGACCUGAAAGCGUACCCGGCGCUGGGCAUCAUGCCCAACCUGGUCACCCUGGACGUGUCCGAGAACGGCGAGAUCGCCGACCUGGACCCGGCCCAGCUGGCGGUCACGUGCCGCCUGGCCCGGCUCAACGUGACGGGCGCCACCAGGCUGUUCCGGCCCGGCCAGCAGGGCGCCCACUGCCGGUGCCGGCGCGUCGUCCAGUGGACCGAAACGCACAAGGUGGCCGUGUACGGUCUGGGCCACCCGGUCCAGUGCCCGGAACCGGUGGACGGGGACGGCGAGGCCGACGAGCGCGACGACCCGAACAGCGACGCGUGCGCCCGGACCCCGGAACAGGCGCUGGCCGUGUUCAAGGAGUGCAUGGCCGAGUGGGAACACCGCAACACGCCGUACUGGGCCAUCGGCUCGGGCCUGGCCAUCGCCGUGGCCCUGAUGGUCGCGCUGUGCGUGUGCUUGCGCCGCCGCCGGAGGAGACGCCGCCGCGGCACCGGCGCCGACAACGUGAAGGGCGGCCCCCAAUCGCCGCCGUCGUCCGACGUCAAGGCGGCCAACAUCGACUCGGCCGGCAACAACAAGACCGAACCGGCCGCGCUCCUGUCGUCGGCCGCGUGAAAUCGCCGUCGUCGUGGUCGUCUCCGUCCGAUUUCUGCGCGUUUUAAAUUUUUUAUUUCCUUUUCCUCCCCCCCCCUUUUUUUAACAAAUUCACCAGCAUCGCAACGGCUACCGUAUGAGAUAAUACGUCGGACGCGUUGUACGUAAAAAAAUGUCGUCAGCGCGUGUCGUAAUGUAAGCGUUCGUGUAUAAGUAACGAACGUCGCGAUUUAUGUAUACAUAAAUGUUGAAAUUUUAUUAUUUUUUUUUCUCGUUUUGAUUUAUAUGUGUUUCGUAGUAAUUAUCACGUCUCUUACGUUUCGAACGAUCGAAAGGGUAUAUCGCGUAUGAGAUAUGAUAUUAUAUAGGUAUGAUAUACGAUUAAUAAUAUUAUGUUAAUAUACAUACGUAAACAAGCGCGCGCGUAAGUGUGUGUAAGGAUAUCAACACUCCGCACGAUGUGACGUUGUGUGCACGACGCAUAUGUUAUGUAUUGCCCAUUUUUAAUAAUAAUAAUCAGCGUAAUUGAAAAAACUAUUAAUGAUCUCUGAGAUUUUUCACAUUCAGAUAUACAGCCGCGGGUAGCACCUCACAAGUCCCAUCGCGACGACCGUGUAAUUUUUUUUCUCUAAACGUUUUCUUAUAUUUUAAUAUUAUGUGUAGUAUAGCUGGUAGGUACGCGCGACGUGUGCACCACAUCAUAGGUGUAUAGCUGCUAUGUAGUAGGAUUAGGACGGCAUAGGUAUAUACCAAGUAUACCGCGGUAUACUCGUAUAUUAUGAUGUAUACAAUGUAAUUUUUCGCGACGGUUAGCGUUAUUCCGUAACGGAAAAUGUGGUGGUUCUUGCUUAAGCCUCGAAGAGUAUAUAAAUAUACAGAUAUUUUCCUCCCCAUUUAUACAUUUAUACACACACAUACAUAUAUAAAGAGAGAGCGAGAGAGUGUUCCAUAGAACCAUUUCGGUGCGAUCGAAUUUUCCGACCGACAAUACACGAGGACUAUUCGCGACGUUUCCGCUCCACCUGUAUUAUGAUAACCGCACGAUAUAUACCCAUCAUUUACUAUUAAACUGUAAAUUUACUAUCAAUCAUUAAUUAGUAAUUAGUAUAUUAUAUAUAUAUAAAAGUUAGUCACUAGACAUAAUAUUAUCUGUUUUUUUUUUCAAUUCAUAAUAAUAAUUACUGUGUAUAAUAAUGAUACAAUUUUUAGCUUUACAAUAAUAAUAAAUUAUAUUAUAAUGAGUUCAUGAUUCGUGCAUAAAAACAACAAAUAAAUAUUUUAAAAAAUUCAGUAUUUAUUAGUUUGGGUUAAGAAGACACAUGAUAUUAUUAUUAUAUUGUUUUUAAUGUGUAUAUUUUAUUGUUUUGAUUUUAUUCCACGUGAACAAAGCAUAAUGGUAUUUAUUUUUUAUUUUUUGUUAUGUGUUUUAUAAUAAUUAAAUUUUGAUGCUUUAUUAUUAAAUAACAUUAUAUUUUUUCAUGCGACAUACCUUUAAACCCGGAUUUCCAUGAUUUAUAUUUUGUCAGUUUCCGCGUAAACGCUAUAAGUGUAAUACACCCGAAAAGUAAAACAAUACGUUCCUUAGUUUCGGCUGUAUAGGAUUACGAAGACCUACCUAGUUAGUAGGUACCUCCUGUAGAUAAAGUGGUAAGCCUAUUGCAGGUUGUGCACACACACCGUUGCCCUGUAUAUUUAGUGUAGUAAUAACACUAUUUUUCUUUAAUAAUAUUUUCGAUGGACUUUAACCCGUGAUUGCAUAAUAUAUGUUAUUACAUUGUUUAAAUCUGUUAGAAGUGUACAUUAGAGAAAUAGGUUAUCAUUAAGUAGUUGCCUCAUUAAAUCCAAAACCAUAAAUAAAUUGUUCGUGCAGUACCUAUAUAAUUGAAAACACAUGUGGCAUAUAACACACUAGCCUGCUGUAAAAGAUUUGUAGGUAUAAUUCCCUUGUAAUUAACUGCUGAUAUCAAGUUGUUAACUUUUUCUCUAAUGCUUUCUUAUUCAUUGUCCAUUUUAAUUUAAUAUAGUCUUGUACGAUAUUUAAUUAUUUUAAUAAAGUAUAUUAGAAUAAUCAUAUUUUUACUAUUUCAGUUUUAAAAUAG
Rhopalosiphum maidis (corn leaf aphid) is the source of this 3572-nucleotide messenger RNA. RefSeq lists its product as uncharacterized. Gene Ontology annotation, cellular component: extracellular matrix. The record is from RefSeq and is a predicted model, not a curated record. The transcript has 4 exons. Gene Ontology annotation, molecular function: protein binding. Lineage: Eukaryota; Metazoa; Arthropoda; Insecta; Hemiptera; Aphididae. The coding region runs from base 427 to 1494 and encodes 355 amino acids.